Molecule: messenger RNA, 2156 nt
Organism: Sesamum indicum (sesame)
Lineage: Eukaryota; Viridiplantae; Streptophyta; Magnoliopsida; Lamiales; Pedaliaceae
Product: eukaryotic peptide chain release factor subunit 1-3
Biological process (GO): translational termination
Molecular function (GO): translation release factor activity
Source: RefSeq, a predicted model, not a curated record
AUGGACGGCAACCAACCACAAAACAACAUAUAACAGAUAUACUAUAUAUAUAUUAGAAAAAAACAGGGAAACUGGUAACUGGUAACUGGUAAUUGGUAAUUGGUAAACGUAAAGUAUUAGCCAUUAGGGUUUUAGGUGGUCUCCAUCUCCAUCUCCUCCUUGGCCUCAAAAGUCUACCUCAGUCAGAAGCUGCUUCAUUUCCGGCCACGGCCAAACAAUCUCUUUCAGGCUUUUUGGUUCUUGCUUAGUCUGAAUUGAAAUGGCAGAUGGUCAUGAAUCUGAUAAAAACAUUGAGAUUUGGAAAAUCAAGAAAUUGAUUAAGGCAUUGGAAUCUGCUAGAGGGAAUGGAACCAGCAUGAUUUCACUUAUAAUGCCUCCCAGGGAUCAGAUCUCAAGGGUUACGAAGAUGCUUGGUGAUGAGUUUGGAACAGCUUCAAAUAUCAAAAGUAGGGUUAAUCGUCAAUCGGUACUUGGCGCUAUUACUUCAGCCCAACAGCGGCUAAAACUUUACAAUAAGGUUCCUCCAAAUGGCUUGGUUCUUUACACUGGAACUAUUGUUACUGAAGAUGGCAAGGAGAAGAAGGUGACAAUUGAUUUUGAGCCUUUUAAACCCAUAAAUGCAUCUUUAUACCUGUGUGAUAACAAGUUUCAUACAGAAGCUUUAAAUGAACUUUUGGAAUCUGAUGACAAAUUUGGUUUUAUAGUCAUGGAUGGGAAUGGCACCCUUUUCGGCACAUUAAGUGGAAAUACACGAGAGGUCCUUCAUAAGUUUACUGUUGAUCUUCCAAAGAAGCAUGGACGUGGAGGACAAUCAGCUCUUCGUUUUGCACGUCUGAGGAUGGAGAAACGGCACAACUAUGUCAGAAAGACUGCAGAACUUGCUACACAGUUCUUCAUUAAUCCAAAUACCAGCCAGCCUAAUGUCGCCGGCCUUAUACUUGCUGGUUCUGCUGACUUCAAGACUGAACUGAGCCAAUCAGAUAUGUUUGAUCCCCGAUUACAGGCUAAGAUACUUAAUGUCGUUGAUGUUUCCUAUGGCGGGGAAAAUGGUUUCAAUCAAGCUAUUGAGUUGUCUGCGGAAAUUCUUUCCAAUGUUAAGUUCAUUCAGGAGAAACGCUUAAUUGGUAAGUAUUUCGAGGAGAUCAGUCAGGACACUGGGAAAUAUGUAUUUGGUGUAGAUGAUACAUUGAAGACUCUGGAAAUGGGUGCUGUGGAAAUCUUGAUCGUAUGGGAGAAUCUGGAUAUAACUAGAUAUGUUUUGAAAAACAGUGUCACAGGUGAGAUGGUCAUUAAGCACCUGAAAAAGGAGCAAGAGUCUGAUCAGAGUAAUUUUAAGGACAUGGCCACCUCUGCAGAGUUGGAAGUUCAGGAAAAAAUGCCAUUGCUUGAGUGGUUUGCCAAUGAGUACAGAAGGUUUGGUUGCAUGCUUGAAUUUGUGACAAAUAAAUCACAGGAGGGGUCACAAUUUUGCAGGGGAUUUGGUGGGAUUGGGGGAGUUCUUCGUUAUCAGCUUGACAUAAGAUCAUUUGAUGAGGUGUCCGAUGAAGGUGAAAUGUAUGAAGAUUCUGAUUAGAGUUGCAGACAAUUGAAAUUUACAAAGAAGAACCACAUGCUAUUGCAAGUGAUGUUAUGUUGUACUGAAACCUAGAUUCUAUAAUUUUCCUGACUGCAUUAGAUUGGUUGUUCUUUUCCUUAGAAUGGUUGUUGGCAUGAAGGCAAACACUAGGCUGUAGAUUGUGGAUGGCCCUUGCUAUGGAAUGAGAAUACAUAGCAUCAUGUUCUUGACUUUAAGUUGGUUCUCCUUUUCACGAAUGACCAUCUAAGAUACAGCAGAGAGUUAUUGAGAUAAAGAGUGAAAACUAGUACUUUCAUCACUGGGAAAUUUGGUGCUGUUCAUGUGAAUUUGCAUUCAUAUAAGUUGUGAAUAGUUAAAUUAACACAUGAUGAUAUCAUGUGUGAUAUAAUGACUCACAGCUUAUGUGAAGACAAAUUUACAUGGGCGGCAUCACCAAGCCCUUGUCGCUUGUGUUCCUGCUUUUCUCUUUUUCCUUGGGAACUACUUUUUCUUCUCAGUUCUGUUUUUCUGUUUCCUUAUUCUUUAGCCUUUCACUUUCGCUUUGCUCUUUGUUAGAGGAAAAAAAAAAAAAAAGGAAACC